Colletotrichum destructivum is the source of this 982-nucleotide messenger RNA. RefSeq names its product Putative GNAT domain, acyl-CoA N-acyltransferase. Gene Ontology annotation, molecular function: protein N-terminal-serine acetyltransferase activity; protein-N-terminal-alanine acetyltransferase activity. Lineage: Eukaryota; Fungi; Ascomycota; Sordariomycetes; Glomerellales; Glomerellaceae. The transcript is spliced from 2 exons. Bases 113 to 829 code for a protein of 238 amino acids. The record is from RefSeq and is a predicted model, not a curated record.
UGAGUCACCAGCUCCCUUUCGGCAUCAUCGAAUUGUUGUAUAACCUGGCACUAGUUCCAGAAACUUGGCAGUUUCUAGACGACAAUUCGCAUCACUGCAGCAUCAAAGGACAAUGGAUCUUCCUGUCGGCCCUCCCGUCCCCUCCGGCCCGGCAACAUCGCCGGCGCGUACCCCGCUCCUCGGGCGAUACACGGCGCUUGUCCCGCUCGAGACAUCGCACUCGGAAAUCCUCUUCAAGCAUCUCGGAGGCGAAGAGAAUGCCCAUCUUUGGACGUACCUGUUCCAUGAGCCGUUUCUCGACUACGAGAAGUUCAAGGCCACCAUCGACGAAUGGAGAGUCUCCGCGGACCCCCUGUUCUUCGCCGUCUUGUCCGGCCCCGCGUCGGACCCGGCAUCCGAGCCGGUGGGGAUCAUGUCGUACUUGUCCAUCGUGCCGGACCACAGGCGAAUCGAGAUCGGUUUCAUCGUCUUUGGCGAGCAGCUCAAGCAGACGCGGGCUUCGACCGAGGCGCAGUACCUCCUGAUGAAGAAUGCCUUUGAAGAAUUGGGCAAUUUUCGGCUGGAGUGGAAGGCCAACCACCUCAACAAGGCAAGCCGGGCGGCGGCCGAGCGUCUGGGCUACGUGUUUGAGGGUGUCUUCAGAAAACACCUGGUCAUCAAGGGCAGACGCAGAGAUACGGUCUGGCUCAGCAUUACCGAUGAGGAGUGGCCGACUGUCAAGGGCGGGCUCGAGGCUUGGUUGAGCGCGGACAACUUUGACGAGAACGGCAAACAGCGAAAGGGGUUGAAACAAUGCAGGGAGGCAUUUGAGGCGGGAGGCAAGUCAUAACUGGAAAUGUCGUCGACUUGAAGAAGAGGCGAUCGUUUGGUGGGAGUCAUAUUUAGAAGGGAUUUGGCAGCUCGCGCGUCACCCGGCCGAGGUCUUUGGUUGUGAAGAUGCAUGUGAGACGUAAACUGAACUACCAAGCCAAUGCAAACAUAC